CACACCACAGAGAGAUUGCUAAAAUAAAAAGUCGACACAAAUUGCUGAGGAAUUCCGAUUGGCAAAUCUUUGAUUUCUCUCUCGUUUGGCUGCGUGCUGAUUGCCCCAAGAGCCCGUAAAACACCGUCGUCCUUGGUCCUUUUGUGGGCCUCCCUUUGUCCUUUAUUUUUUUUUUGUAUUUUUUUUUUGCCUUUAUAUAUACUUUGUACUCCUGUACUUUGUACUCUUUGUCCUCUUUGGCACCGCCAAAUGGUAAAAUGCUGAAUGCUGAUGGCUGAUGGCUGAGGCCUUACCUUAUUUAUUUGGGAAUUGGCGUUGUCUGGCUUUGGAAUCGGUUACUUUGUCUUUGGCCAAUAUUUGCAUAGCAAAUAGAAGCCGAAUAGAGACACAAUGUGCUAGCUGCUUAUCGUUAGAUGCUUAUCAUUGUAGUCCUUAGUCCUUAGUCCUUAGCUCCCUUUAGCCUAUAUCCGUUCCCUUUGGCAAUGGCAAUAUGUUAAUAAUGCCCUGGUAAUUAGCCAAAAGUCGGGCUUCGGGUAAUUUGCCAAACAGCGUCAACUAAUUAAAUCACGUAGCAAAUGCAUAAAAACAAAGCGAUUCGUUCUAUCUCUAAUUUCAUCCCUGUGGCCCAAAGCCAACUUUUAGGCAAAUUAAUAGGCCAAGAAAAAGAAGGCUGACUGGCUGGUUGGUUGGCUGGUUGGCUGGCUGCCUGGUUGGCUCAGACAAACAACAGCAAUUAGGCCUUCGGCUUGGCUCUCACAUAUGUGAGCAUUGUCUAGAGUCCCAGAAACUCCCACCAUGACCCCCAUUUCCCAUGCCCAUCAAAGGCUUAAGGGUUCGAAUAAAUUGCCUUCAUCAUCUUUCACUUUUCGCCUCUGGUCUCUGGUGUGGUCUCCCUCAUUUCUUCCUCUUUUUUUUUUAUAUCCAUACAUAUAUAUUUUCCCGCUCCUUUCAUCCGAAAGUUUCUUUUGAACACACAUUUCUAUGCCCGACACACACACACACGAGACGAAGUUUAUUAAAAUUUCCUGUCAUCUUGUGGCAUUAACACACAAAUGGAAAACUUCAAAAAAAAAAAAAAAUACAUAAGAAAAAAGAUCGCAUGGCCCUGGAAAGUUUCGAAAAACGAAAUGAAAUUAAAGCAAAUGCAUGCGAAUCUCUUAUUGAAUUAUCUACCGAAAACUUUCCACAUCUAACCAAGCACAACUCGCGCUAACUUUCCAUGGUAAACACAAUGACACUGAGUUUAGGGGUCUUUUUUGUGACAAGUUUGCGGAAGUCUUCUUGGGAAUAUUAGUUUGCAUAUGUAUGAUGAUUUAUUAGGUCAAAGUUUAGGCUUUGCAGGAAAUAUUAACUUAAAAGUCAUUUAAAUAAAAAGGAUCAAGAAAUUAGUUAGAUAUUUUACCAUUUAAGAUAGAGAAAUUCUAUGAAAUAACUUUGAUAUUCGUAGGGCACAUUCGUUAAAUAUUACCCAAUUAGAUCAAAAUAUUAAAUUAAAUUCUUGCAAGAUUAACCUUUUCUCAGACCACCUUGGAAUAUCCUUUUCCAUAAAAUUUUAUUAGUUACAUUUUCCCUGUUCGAUUGUCUGGCUUGUGGGCAACUUUUGCGGCAUUUUAAAGGACAUCGAAUCUUUCCCCUUUCCCCCUUCUUUUCUUUAGAUCCACAACCAUUGCCAUCUUGUACCGCCCAUCCUAUCCACUGGAUGACAAGUCAUGCGAUAUGUUGGCAAGGACGUCAAGUGGCCGUAUAUAGUUACAUUAACCGCACACACAGAACUGUCCUCAUUGUCGUUGUUGUUUUUGUUUUCAGCUGUUGGCUUAUUUAAGUUUCAACUUCAGCUUGAGUUUCCCUCUGUGUGUUUUUUUUUCUUCUUUUUUUUUCUGUUCUGCGCCCAGCAGCAUAGACAUUGUAUUAAAGGCGGACGACGUGCUCAAGUAUCUCAUUCGCAGCAUCCAGCGAACAGCGUUGCCAUAAGUCCCUCGGAUACCCCAGAUCCCUCAGUUAGUUGUGUAUCAUUAGCAUGAAGGAGCUGUCAGCGAAACUUUCCCAAAUUGCAGUCACACUGAGGGAAAAACGUAGGAAAUUAAAUGGUAAUGGAAAAUUGUAAGAGUUUUUAGGCAGUAAAACAUUUCAUUGCCUACUUUUGAGCGCAGCAUAAACUUUUUGCAGUUUUCAAACUAAAAUCUUUACAAAAACCAUUUAGGUUACUUAAUAGCUAUAAUUAGGAAUUAAAACGAGUUAUAAAUUUUCUGUAAGUGUAACAAAUAUUGAGGGGGCAUAAUUUUGGUGCGUGCCAAAGUGCAGGGCCAGCAGAUAGACGACGGCAAAAGCAACCCAAAAUCAAAUAAACCAUACUCGAAAUAAUGCAAUAAAUCUUUUAACGAAACUUUAAUACAGAGUGCGAAUAAAAAACGAACUCAAAUUACACAUAAAUUUCAAUUGGCCAACUCGAAGUGGUGGUGGCCUGUCGGAGGUGUAUGUAGCCAGUGGACGACGAAGGAUUUAUCGCCCGACAAUAAUAAUUAAGGCGGCCAGCCAGAGAUACACUUUUGGCAUAAUAAACUAGAACCAGAAUCGACCGCAGAUACUAACCGUUUUCGGAGAUCCAGAUAUACAGAUACUGUUGCAGAAUCGAAUACAAAUAAAGAAAUACAAAAACAGUUGGUGUUACAGAUAGAAGAGAGGCGCCACCAUGAAUGCCGCACAGAGCGGCGGCCACACGGGUGGCGGUGGCUCCAUGGGCAAGAAGGGCUCCCAAAUGGAGGAACUGGUGGCUAUUUCUCCGGAGCGCCGAAACUGGCGUGGAAUCUUCAUUGCCCUGCUGGUUAUUGCCGCCGUCUUCAGCCUGAUCAUAUUCUCGAUCUUCCUGCUGUCACCGGAGGAUGAGGGCCUGCGGAUCCGUGGUCGCCGAAUGCUGCCCAGCGACAUUCUGGGCAGGAGCCUCCAAUGGAAGCCAUUCAACGGCACCUGGAGCAAUGGUCGUGAGCUCAUUUAUCGAGAUCCAACGGGCGGCCUUUCCAUUCUCAAUAUGGCCGAUCUCACCACACGCAUUCUUAUGACCAACUCAACAUUUCGCCAAUUGAAUGCGGAAUCAUUUCUUGUGGCUCCUGACCAGAAAUACGUACUCUUGCAGUCGGACUCCAAUGCCGAGGGCUCAAGACAUCACGUAUACGAAGUGCAGACAGCCAACACAUUUCCGCUGGGACCAACGGAAAAUAUAGCGGAGGCGCCACGUCUUCAGCAUGUGGUGUGGGCACCAGUGAAUCCGCCACCACCGCUAGGUGCACCACCACCCGGUGGUUCCAAUGGUGCCAAUGGUGCCAGUACUACCACAAUGGCUCCCCUGCCCAGUGGCAGCAUAAUCCUAAACAGCCUGGCCGGAGCGGCUAAUGGACCAGGUUCAGCGGGAUCCUCGGGCUCCGCAGCCCCAAAUUCAAAUGGCAAGGCCAGUGGUUAUACCCUGAACCAAGCCAUCGCCUUUGUGCAUCACAACGACAUCUACUACAAGCCGAAAGUGCAGGGGGAACUCGUCUGCCGGAUAACUCAAUCGGGGUCCGGAUCUGAAUCACCAGACGGUGAAUCCUCAGGAGGCGUGGUCUUUAAUGGGGUGCCCGAUUGGACGUAUGAAAAUGUGCCGGAACUGGAGAGCCGGAAGAGCAGCAUGGAGUUCUCGCCGGAUGGACUCUAUUUGGCCUUCCUCAGCUACAAUGACAGCGAGGUCAACGAGUACAAAUACACCUGGAUGGGUGACGAUAUCAAGUAUCCGGCAGUGAUGAGUCAACGCUAUCCAAAGACCGGUUCCCGCAAUCCAAAUGUGACGGUGAAUGUGGUCAAUCUCUCGGUGAUCAAGUACAUAUUUCCCACGCAAAUCAAACUGCCCGGGGAACUGUCCAAUGGUAGUUAUGUAGGUGGCUUGACCUGGGCCUCGGCCAGUGACCUUUCGGUGACGGUGACCAACCGGGAACAGACCAAGGCCACCACAGUUCUCUGCCGAGCUCCACAUUUCCAUUGCCAGGCAGUGCACACGGAGGUGACCAUCAAUGAUGGCUGGGUUUUGCCAGCCGAGCGACCCAUCUUCUCGGCCCGCAAUCAGGUGCAGAAACAGUUGGCCAAGGGCUUCCAGAAUCCGGAGGAACUUCAGCCGGAAAGUCAGAAUUUGAACAUAACAGAUGGACAGACGCAUGAGAUCAGCAAUGGUGGCUAUCUGUUGAAACGUUUGCCAGUCCGGGAUGGUGAGCACGGGCACUAUCGUCAUGUGGUCUUCAUAUCCUCGCUGGACCGACGGCCCGUUCCUCUGACUAUGGGCAGAUUUGAGGUAACCGAAAUUGUCGGCUGGGAUGAACCGCAUGAGAUUGUGUACUUUAUGGCUGCGCCGGAGAAGAGACCAGGCGAAAGGCAUCUGUACAAGAUCAAUCUAAAACUUAAUGUUACGGAAUCGAAUAGGACAUAUAUAACCUCGACAUCGCCCACGUGCCUGACAUGCGAUAAUACAGAGUCGACGUACAGGCUUCACCGGGCCAGGAUCUCGCAGAGAGGCGAUCGAUGGGAGGAUAUUGUGGCUCGCUUGGAGCCAGACGAUUGCCUCUAUGAUAUUCCAAAGAAUUGUCUGUACAAUCGGGUGCAGUUCAGCCAGGACUAUAGCUACUAUGUGCAGGAAUGUCUGGGUCCGGAGGCGCCGAGUGUUUACCUCGUGGAGACGGCCAGUAAUGACAAGAUCUAUGUCCUGAAUGCCGGCGAUGUUCUGCGCCAUCGGUUAUCGCAGCUCGCCGUUCCACAAUCACGCACUUUCAGCGUGGAAAUCCGUCAUGGAUUCCACGCCCAGGUGCGACUCUUCCUGCCACCCGGAAUGCGAGAGGAGGAGGACGUCGCCUUUCCAUUGGUUCUCCAUGUUGACGCCUCGCCAGGAUCGCAAUUGGUAACAGAGCGCUUCCAUGUGGACUGGAACUGGUAUUUGGCCAGCCAGCGCAGCUUUAUAGUGGCCCAGAUCGAUGGCCGUGGCAGUGGCUUCCAGGGUGAGCUGCUUCGCACCCAGGUCCAUGGUAAAUUGGGCACUGUCGAGGUGGAGGAUCAACUGGGAGUCCUAACAUACUUGCGGGAUAACCUGAAAUUCAUCGAUCCUCUGAGGAUAUGCGCCUUUGGCUGGGGUUACGGUGGCUAUGCUUCCUCCAUGAUGCUCAUCGAUGACUCCCAACAGGUGCUUCAGUGUGCGGUGGCCAUCAAUCCAAUUGUCAACUUUGGAUUCCACUAUUCCUUCUUCACGGAGCGCUAUAUACCCUUGAAGGGUGACUAUUUGCGAGCUCUCCAGGAGGCGGAUCUCACGAUGAAGGCGGGCAACAUCAAGGGCCGCAACCUGAUGCUGAUGCACGGCACCGCCGACACAUUGGUGCACCAAGAGCACACAUUGAUGCUAGUUCGUGCUCUUGUGGAGCAGCAGGUUAAGUUCCGGCAUCAGGUUUAUCCGGAUGAAGACCAUGCCAUUGCCAGAUCAUUGAGCCAUGUCUACAAGACAAUGGAAUGGUAUUUCGAUGAGUGCUUCGGCCCCGUCGACGACAACGAGUGGGACCCCACGGGUCUGUUCGUGUUCAAGCAAUAAUUAAGACCCCCCUACGAUCCUUACGACGAGGAUCCGCUGGCCAAUCAGCUCAGCGACAUCGACAUCGGUCCCGCCAAACCGAAUCCGGAUGCGGAUACGGAUUCAUCUGGCGAUUCCGCCGGCAGCAAUCUGUCCACCCUGCUAACGGCCACCACGACGACCGCCUCACUGUCGGCGCUCGACGAACUGGACAACCGGCUGCAGGCCCUAGACCUAAUCACCUCCUCCACGGCCACCACUCUAAGCAAGGUCGCCGGCAAAUUGUGCAACUACAGCAGCAAGCGACGGCUCCACCAGUCGGAGGCCGUGCUAGCCCAAAAGUCGCGCAUUCUCCAGCACUAGAGGAAUCCAUCUGGGAGUCGUCCUGUGUGUGUCCAGUGUGUGUGUGUAUGUUGUCCCAGGCGGACAGAUCCAUCCUUCUUUUUCACUUUCAACGGGAGUCUUCGCGGAUGUCUUUUAUAUUUUGUUUAUAUUUAUAAAGAAAAGGUAAUUUGAUUUUUUAUAUUUUUAUAUAUUAUUUUUAUAUAUUU
Messenger RNA from Drosophila eugracilis, 6120 nucleotides. RefSeq names its product inactive dipeptidyl peptidase 10. Gene Ontology annotation, biological process: proteolysis. The record is from RefSeq and is a predicted model, not a curated record. Bases 2690 to 5590 code for a protein of 966 amino acids. The transcript is spliced from 9 exons. NCBI's taxonomy places the organism in Eukaryota, Metazoa, Arthropoda, Insecta, Diptera, Drosophilidae. Gene Ontology annotation, molecular function: dipeptidyl-peptidase activity; serine-type peptidase activity.